UCGGCGCUAGCAGCUCCUCAGUGUAAUUAGUUGAGACGCACCGGCUCCAUCACGUCCCGGUGCCGCUAGCCCGACCCGAGCCUCCUGAGCCCGCACAGCCCGCACGGACCCGCACAGCCCGCACCGCAGCAGCAGCGACACACGACUGAAGAUGAUUAAACUGUUUUCACUGAAGCAGCAGAAGAAAGACGAGGAAUCUGCGGGAGGAAACCGAACAGGAGCCGGGGGGAAGAAAGCCAGCGCGGCCCAGCUCCGGAUACAGAAAGACAUCAAUGAGUUGAAUCUGCCAAAGACGUGUGAGAUCAACUUCCCUGAUGACGAUGACCUGCUCAACUUCAGACUCAUCAUCUCGCCAGACGAGGGUUUUUACAAAGGAGGAAAGUUUGUCUUCAGCUUUAAGGUGGGACAGGGUUAUCCUCACGACCCCCCCAAGGUGAAGUGUGAGACGAUGGUGUAUCACCCCAACAUCGACCUGGAAGGAAACGUCUGCCUAAACAUCUUAAGAGAGGACUGGAAGCCGGUGUUGACAGUUAACUCCAUCAUCUACGGUCUCCAGUAUCUGUUUCUAGAGCCGAACCCGGAGGACCCGUUGAACAAGGAGGCGGCCGAGGUUCUGCAGACGAACCGGCGGCUCUUUGAGCAGAAUGUCCACCGCUCUCUGAGGGGGGGCUACGUGGGCGCCACCUACUUUGAGAGGUGUCUUAAAUAACUCGGCGUCCCUCCCACCCCCCCCCCUCCGUCCUGCUCGUUGGCAGAAGCUGCUGAGACAGGAAGACGCUCAUCAGAAGACGCUUUUCUGUUUUAAAACAAGACGACAGACACCCCCCC
This is a messenger RNA of Limanda limanda (common dab), 828 nucleotides long. It is a transcript of the gene ube2m, whose product is annotated as ubiquitin conjugating enzyme E2 M. The record is from RefSeq and is a predicted model, not a curated record. The coding region runs from base 152 to 709 and encodes 185 amino acids. The transcript is spliced from 6 exons. Lineage: Eukaryota; Metazoa; Chordata; Actinopteri; Pleuronectiformes; Pleuronectidae.